CUCCAAUGACAAGGCGCCCCUGGGGAACCCCCGUCCAAUAGAGAGGGAGCCGGGGGCCGUCCUGAGGCGCGAGCGCCGCCGCCUUUGGCCGCCGCCGCCGCCGCUCAAACCGGGGAGGCGGGACGAGGCGGCGGAGUGAGAGGCAACGCGAGGCGGAUCGGGCCGGGAGGCCGGUUUGUUGUCAUCCUUAAAGAUGGAGUUUCUGCUGGGGAACCCCUUCGCCACCCCGGUGGGGCAGAGCCUGGAAAAAGCCACGGAUGGCUCCCUACAGAGCGAAGACUGGACGCUGAACAUGGAGAUAUGCGACAUCAUCAAUGAGACAGAAGAAGGCCCGAAGGAUGCCGUUAGAGCGCUCAAGAAGAGGCUGAACGGAAACAAAAACUACAGAGAGGUGAUGCUCGCCCUAACGGUUCUGGAAACGUGUGUAAAGAACUGCGGCCAUCGCUUCCAUAUCCUCGUAGCAAACCGAGAUUUCAUAGACGGUGUCCUGGUGAAAAUAAUUUCACCCAAGAACAAUCCUCCCACCAUCGUUCAAGAUAAAGUCCUUGCCCUGAUUCAGGCUUGGGCUGAUGCCUUUCGAAGCAGCCCUGACCUCACAGGAGUGGUGCACAUUUACGAAGAGCUGAAGAGGAAAGGCAUAGAGUUUCCAGUGGCAGAUUUGGAUGCCCUGUCUCCAAUACACACCCCACAGAGAAGCGUCCCUGAAAUCGACCCAGCUGCCAACAUGCACAAGUCCCAGUCUCAGCAGAAGAUGAGCUCCAGCACCUCCCCCACGUCCUUCCCGGCUCCCCAGACCCCCCCUCUGAACGUGACCGGCCCCAUCAUAGCAAAUACGGAACAGAUUGCACGAUUACGCAGCGAGUUGGACAUUGUUCGUGGCAACACCAAAGUGAUGUCGGAGAUGCUGACGGAAAUGGUCCCCGGGCAAGAGGAUUCCUCAGACCUGGAGUUACUGCAGGAGCUGAACCGCACCUGCCGAGCGAUGCAGCAACGGAUCGUGGAGCUGAUCUCCAGGGUGUCCAACGAAGAAGUCACCGAGGAGCUGCUUCAUGCCAACGAUGACUUGAAUAACGUCUUCCUCCGAUACGAGAGGUUUGAACGAUACAGGCUGGGCCGAUCAGCACAGAAUUCAAGCAACGGAGUUCUCAGCGAAGUGACCGAGGACAACUUAAUAGACCUGGGCCCUGGGUCCCCAGCAGUGGUCAGCCCCAUGGUGGGAAACACAGCCCCCGCCGCCACCCUCUCCUCUCAGCUUGCUGGGCUCGAUUUGGGCACAAACAACGUGAGUGGGGCUCUCAGCUCGCUCCCCCACAGCAACCCCCGGGAUGACUUUGACGUGUUCGCACAAACGAGAGGCGUCUCCGGGACAGAUCAGCGCAAAACCAGGGCAAGGGAGGAUCCACCAACGGGAUCCACUAAAGGGAUGGCACCUGCCCCGGAUAUCCGGAAACCAAAUUCAGGAGGGCGGAGAGGUAAAGGUGGGAGUUGCCCCAUGGAGCCCAUAGACAGGUGGCUCAUUUCCCAAGGAAUGAUUCCUGUCCCACAAUCCUCUGUCAUGGAGGACAUUGAGGAGUGGCUGAGUACCGACGUGAAAGGAGAUGAGCUGGAAGAAGGCGUGACCAGCGAAGAAUUCGACCGCUUCCUGGAGGAGCGGGCCAAAGCCGCGGAAAGGAUCCCCAACCUGCCCUCCCCUCCUCAGGAGGAGCCCACACCGCCGCCCGCCAACGCACCGCCCAGCAAAAGGAAGACGGAGCGGUCCGAGGACGCCCUCUUCGCUCUGUAGCGGCCCUUUCCAUCCCCCCCCCUGCACGGAAGGAGGAGGCCGGGAGCAACCUGGCUAGCCAUGGGCCCCUUCCCGUCCCCGGUGGCCCCCCAACAGGUUGCCCUUUUCCCUCCUCCUCCUCCUCCGGGGCUCGGCCCCAAUUCCUUAACCUGGGGAGGGUCUUGACAGCCGUUCUACCCCUCGGCUAGGGGUGGUUUCUCCCUUCCCUCCCUCUCACCCCUCUGAUGAUGCUGAGAGUCCUCCCCCCCGUCCCGUUUUUUCUUAAGUCAGAGAUCUGCAUGACUACUUGGCACAGGUUCCGUCCCCACUCCCUUCCCAGUCCUGUCCCCCCCCCUCCCCGCCCCCUCCCCUUGCUUAGGCACAAUAACCAUGCCUUCAGUCCUGGCCUCAGCUCUAGUUAGGAGGCUCCAGAGCCCGGCCUGCGGUCCCUUCUGCUCCGGCCUCCUGCAGAAAUCAAAGCAGGCCUUCCAUCAGCAUCAGCAUCAGCGCCACUGCUAUCUUCUCCUCUCGUUAGCUCUGCUUGGGAGGUGUUGGGGGGGGGGGGGUGUUGCUACAUCAAAGCUACAACGGGAAGGAGGGUCACUUUGGUUAGCCAGGAUACCUUCAGGGGUCCUGCGGCUGACGAAGGAGCCUCUCUCUCUCUCUGCAGGCCCCGGCUGCACGUGUUUUUUUCCCUCCCCUUGACCCCCCCCUCCCUUCCCUCUCUUAAGUAGGUCAGAAAUUCCGUCCCACCUGUGCGGGGGGGGGGGCAGGCCAGUGUGCCCCUCCUUCCCUCCCUCCCUCUUUACAAGAACGGUAUUGAUAAGGGAAAAGUCACAGAAAGGGACAAGAUUGCACUUUGCACUGGAAAUGUUAACCCCGCGCGGCAGUUGUGUCUGGAGGUGUGAAACACUCUGUGUGUGUGUGUGUGUGUAUGUGUGUGUGUGUGUGUUACAACCUUAUUUGCGUUUUAAAGCACUAAAUGGACUAUAUUAUUAGCGGGACUCUCUUCUAAACACUAACAAAAGGGUGGAAAGGCGGGGGGGGGGAUGCAGCCCUGCUGGAAUGAGAGGGGACUUCUGCCCCCCCCUCUAACUCCAGCAUUUCAGCACUGCCUGGUAGAAAGGGGGGGGGCUUCACCGUUAACUCUCCCCUCACCCUGCUGCAUCUUACUUUCUCCUGCCGUCUCUCUCUGUAGUCUUUUGUUGAAUGCUGCCAUAUGUCAAACCCGAAAAGAGACCCAAUUCCUUCUAGGAAAAACUCAUCCCACUCCAGGGAGAGAUUGUAGCCUUCUCCCCCCCCCCCCCCCCCGCCUUCUUGGGCUUUAUUUUAAGAAAGGGGGAAAUGUGUCAAGAGGGCCCAUUCCCACAGGGCAGGCUCCAACCGAAAAGUUAAGACUUUUCUAACUCUGCAAAACGAACUGGGUGCUAAUGGAAUUAAGUUGCAUUUAAAUGCGUUGGCUCGAAGCGAAAGGAGCAUCCUGGCCUCCUUUCACCCAUCCAAGUUGGGCACCGUAGGCCGCGGCUGUGCCUUUGCUCCAGGAGAGGAAGAAGCGAACCCUUCCAUGCUCCUGGGCAGGGAACCCGCUUGAAUUGCCACCUGGCUGCCCUGACUGCCAGCCCGGGACAAGAGGCGGCGUUUUCUUGCCUGUGACACAACCUUUGUCCCAAGAUUUCCCCACUGCCAACCGUCGCUUGGCACCGAACCUUUGAGUCCUCGGUCAGCACUCUGGGUGUUUCUGGGUGAUCCUGAUCAACCCAUCAGGGGCCUGCAGGAAAAGCUGCUGGAUCCUCCCUUGGUCAGUUAAUCUGCAGCCCUUAAGAGAGGCUCCAGUUCCUUGGCCUGCGACCUCCUCCUGGCUCCCAACCGAGAACCGACCCCAAGAAACCAGCUUCUCCCCAAAUCUUCGCUCUCCUCCAGAGCACGGGGUUUCCCCCUGGUUUGUCCUGUUUCUCCCCCCACUGACUCCCCCACUGCUAACAGUUCAGAAUCUCUUUCCCUGAAACCCUUUUCGUAGCCUCGCCAUCUGUAUAUUUAAAGCUACUUUUUCCUCUAGUUCUGAUUUUAAAAACGGAUAAUAUUUAUUGACAAACCAUACUCAAGCGUUUUCUUUUAUUCGAGGGGGGGGACCGUCGACUGGCAGACGAAUGGAAUUCAUUGCUUGAAAGGGAAACGUAAAAAGGUUUAACGGGGUGUAAAAACGAUAACUAGCGAUAGUUUUAACAACACUGAAACCCCUUUAAAACUAUCCUGGCUUCUCUCUUUCUCCUCCUAGUGACAAUAUACCCGAGAGAGAGAGAGAGAGAGCAAAAACACCUGGAAUCUGUUUUUGGUUCUUUUUGCAUAAGGCUGUAUUAACCGAUGUCACUUAACCCUCCUUUCGGAUGUCUCUGUGUCUCUGUACAUAUUUAUAUAUAUAUUGUUUCUGCAUGUCAAAACCGUUCCCAAUAAACAGAAAAUAGUGCAAUCUUAAGAGAG
This is a messenger RNA of Thamnophis elegans (Western terrestrial garter snake), 4240 nucleotides long. RefSeq names its product target of myb1 like 2 membrane trafficking protein (gene TOM1L2). NCBI's taxonomy places the organism in Eukaryota, Metazoa, Chordata, Lepidosauria, Squamata, Natricidae. The coding region runs from base 194 to 1783 and encodes 529 amino acids. Gene Ontology annotation, biological process: signal transduction. Gene Ontology annotation, molecular function: phosphatidylinositol binding; ubiquitin binding; clathrin binding. Gene Ontology annotation, cellular component: membrane; endosome. The transcript is spliced from 16 exons. The record is from RefSeq and is a predicted model, not a curated record.